AUGCCCCAACACCGAAAACAAGAUUCCAAAUCAUCAACGACGCUUCCAAGUGGAUUUUCGGGCUUUGCAGCCUUUUCAAACACAAACAAUAAUUCAAAAACAACAUCUUCAAACUGGAAUAAAGUUGUAGAGAGUCAAUGGAAUGCUCCACAGAAAUUUAUUAACGAAGUUUCAACUGUAAUGGAAAGGUCAUCAUCGGGAAGUGAUCCAUUCGAUAAAUACAAAACAAAAUCAAUAUCAGAGCGAGAAAAUGAUUACACUUCAAGAUGGAGAAACGUGCAGCUAUCCCCUGAGAGAGUGGAUCCUUUUGCAAAACAAAUUUCGGAACAAGACAAGAAAACAAAAAGGACCUAUAAUGAAAUUUAUGAGGAAAACAAAUUGGAACGAGAAAAGAAGCAUUUGCUUUAUCAGAUGAAGAAAAAACAAAUGCUAGGAACUGAAAAGGGCCAAGAAAUGGCUCCUCACUCUUCUUCAUCUCAACAUAAUUACAACGAAAAAGAGGAUAAUUUAACACAGGAUCAAGAUGAAAAUACUGUGAAAGUUAAUGUGGGAAUUAGUUUUGAAUUGAGUGGUGUUUUGGUAAAACAAGCAAAUGUGGUAAAUCAAAAAGGAACCGUCUUGAAAUGGCAAGCCCCACCUGAAUGUAGAUUACCUGAUGUGAAAUGGAUGAUGUUCGAAAUGAAGGACGACAAAGCUGAAGGAGAACCUGUUUUACUUUACAAACAAAAAGCUUGGCUGUUUGGUAGAGACAGUGACGUUGCAGACAUUCCAACAUUAAAUCCAUCCUGCAGCAAGCAACAUGCAGUGAUAUGUUUUCGGUUUACUACUGGUGGCACUGACGACAAAAGAGCUCGCUAUACAGGACAAUCAAUGGGUUCAACAAAACCAUUUAUCAUCGACCUGCAAAGUACAAAUGGAACUUUUGUCAAUGGGGAAAGAAUACCAGAUUCGAGCUAUUAUGAGUUAAGAGAAUUUGAUCUUAUUAGAUUUGGAACGAGCUCAAGAGAAUACAUGAUACUUCACGAAAAAUCAGAGGCCCAAUAG
This is a messenger RNA of Naegleria lovaniensis, 1044 nucleotides long. RefSeq lists its product as uncharacterized. The record is from RefSeq and is a predicted model, not a curated record. The coding region runs from base 1 to 1044 and encodes 347 amino acids. Gene Ontology annotation, molecular function: mRNA binding; protein binding. NCBI's taxonomy places the organism in Eukaryota, Heterolobosea, Eutetramitea, Acrasida, Naegleriidae. The transcript has a single exon. Gene Ontology annotation, cellular component: nucleus.